Molecule: messenger RNA, 3158 nt
Organism: Ruditapes philippinarum (Manila clam)
Lineage: Eukaryota; Metazoa; Mollusca; Bivalvia; Venerida; Veneridae
Exons: 1
Coding region: 642-3158 (838 amino acids)
Biological process (GO): DNA repair; telomere maintenance
Molecular function (GO): DNA helicase activity
Source: RefSeq, a predicted model, not a curated record
ACACUUGGAGUAUAGACCCCGCCCUUCUCCGCCCCUGAAUAUAAAAAAGUAAAAGUAUUAUCUAUUACAAGAAUAAGUUUUAAAUUUUUGCUUAUAUUAGUAUGACACGGUUAAGUGUCUAACACGUGAACAAGUUUCAACCGAAUUUCAUAACGUUUUAAAAAAGUCAAUUUUUUACCAACGCUUUAAUUUCCUGAAGAUACCAAGCUUCGAAAUGUAAACACAACUGACCUACAUGAAUUUCAAGUAUUCAUGUUAUCGCAUACCAUUUCUUUCUAGUGUAAAUAAGUCGAUGCAUACAUUCUUUUCAUAAAUAAAUCCAUGUUAUUAUCCGAUCGUACCUUACUUCUAAGCUUUGCACAUUUAAUUACAUUUUCCUAACGGUGUCACAUGCUUCUUUACGAAUUCAUGACGACUGGAAUGUUUCCCGUCUCUUAAAGCGGAAAACCGCUGGGAAAAAGCAAUUUCAUAUAAAACUUUAAUGAAUGAAAAGGUACGUUGUUGUCGUCUCACCCACGUGCACAUGACCUAUAUUUUCGCGAGCGAAAAAAAGGUAAACAGUAAACUCUAAAUAUCAAUUUUAUUUCUGUUUUCGUAAUUUUUUUUACAUUUAGUGUUUAAAUAUCAUUUUUGCUUCAAUUAUGUUGAGUACUGAACAGCAACUGUUUUAUGAUUCCGCAUGUAGCGGGCAUAAUAUUGUUUUAACUGGUCAGGGUGGAACUGGAAAAUCCUACAUUAUUUCUCAGUUUUAUGAAAACAUGUUAAAAAAGGGUAAAAGUAUUUAUGUCACAUGCAGUACUGGUAUCGCUGCAACACAUUACCGUAAUGCACAGACACUCCAUAGGUGGUGUGGUUUAGGAGAUGGUGGUAUGCAAACUAGUGAACUAGUGAAGCUAAUUUGUACUGACGAACGAUAUGCUGAGUCAAGGCAGCGUAUAAUAUCUUGCCAAAUCCUUAUAGUAGAUGAGUGCUCUAUGAUAAGCCAAAGAAUAUUUGAGGCUGUUGAAUCAAUAUGUCGGUCAGUAAGACAAAAUGAGAGGUAUUUUGGGGGCAUGCAAGUUAUCUUUUCCGGUGACUUUUUUCAGCUUCCACCAGUCCCAGAUGAAUUGUAUGGGGAAACUGGCAAACAUUGUUUUCAGUCCGAUUAUUUCAAGUAUGUCUUUCCACACCAUAUCAAUCUGAAGACCAUAUUUAGACAUAACGACAUUAAUUUAAUUGAAUGUGUAAACAACCUAGAAAAGGGAAAUUUAAGUACAAGAACAAUUCAGUACAUCAAAACUUUAGAAAGAGAUAUCUCUAUUCAGGAAAACACAUUGUACCUUUUUUCUACACGAUACAAAGCAAAUUUAUUCAAUCAUGAUAAAAUUAACAAUUUCCCAGGCAAUUUGAAAAUUUAUACUGCAAAGGAUGAGGGAGACACAUUUUAUUUACAAAAGUUUCAAGCACCUAAACGGUUAGGCUUCAAAGUGGGAUGCCCUGUGAUGCUUGUUGUCAAUUUAAGCGAAACACUUGUUAAUGGUUCAACAGGCACGUUGAAAGAGUUAUUAGACAACGAAGUUGUAGUACAUUUUGAAAAAAGUAACCUAACAGUGACUGUGACAUACCAUGCAUUUUCAAAAGUGGACCCAGUAUCACGCAAAACUUUAGCUAAAAGAUUACAGUUGCCAUUAGUUCUUGCUUUUGGAAUAACUAUGCAUAAAUCACAGGGCAUGUCACUUGAAUCAGUUGUUGUUGACUGUGAAGAUGCCAAUGUGCCUGGUCAACUUGGUGUUGCUGUUGGUCGUGCACUUACAGCCAACAAUUUGCAGGUAAAAAAUUUUAGGCCUCAUUUAGUGAAAAAGCACCCGCCUCAUGUAUAUAGUUUUUAUGAGUCAAACUCCCAACUGUUUUUACCUUCCAACACCUGCUGUAAAAGCGAGUUUAUUCCUUCAGAAACAUUAUCUGAACUAUUCAUUCCAAUCGAUUGGGAUAAUUUCAAUAAUGAAAAUGAUGAUCAUUAUUAUAAUGAUGAUCAUGAUCAUGAUAAAAUAAAUGAUGAUGAUGAUGUAAAUUUUGAGUAUGAUGAUCAUUUUCUUCAACUCAUAUCUGAAAUUGAAACAGAAAAUAAUGAAUUAUGUAAUACUUCAGCAGGCAAUUAUAAUACUACAGGUAUAAUGCAAUCAGCUUCUCCAAUACCUGAUUAUAUCUCUAUUGAUAAAAUUCUGGAUGAAAUAAAUCAAAAUUAUUCAAACACUCCGCUACAAGACCAAGUUUCACAAACUAUAGACUAUAUUAAAAAUAAAAAAAAUGACUUUUCAUGUUGGGUUUCCAAAUUCUUUUUGCACUUAAACAAAAUUCUCAACGAUUCAUUUAACGAAAAUGAAGAAUUUCAACAAAAACACGCUCGACAAUUUUGUACAAAGGUUAAUUGCUAUUUACAAAGUGAUGAAUACUUCAAUUCCUGCCAAAAAGUUAUAUCUAAGACUGAAAACUAUCAUCCGGCAAUAGGUUUAGCAUUAUUUACAUCAACAGCAUUUCAUAUUCAAAAAGCUAUAUUAGAAAAUUUCUCUGAAACUGUUUCUCAUUCAGAAAUUGCAGAAAGAAUUAUUCCGACAGAAAAAUAUGAAAAAGGAAAAGGGAAUUUACGAUAUAUUGGAGGAUAUUCCAUCGCAAAGAUUAAAUAUAAAUAUAAAAAGAAAGUCCAAAAUUCAUUAUAUGACUUUUCUAAGACGUUAGAACUUCAAACUGCUCGGGAAAAAGUAGAUCUUUUAAAUCAAAUUAUUACUUCAUAUUAUGAUUUAUUAAAUGACUCAUCAUUUCCUCAAAGUCUAGAAACUACAGCCAGAAAACAAAACAUAAGACAAGGGUUAACAAAUAUAACUGACUCAGCAUUUGUAUUCUUUUCAGAGUUAAACCAUAAACUAAGAUUACUUGAAACUUAUCAAAAUUUAUACAAACAUGGGAAAAAUACGAUAGAAAUGGUAAAAAGCGAAAUAUUAGCAGAUAGCAACAUAUUAGAACAGUGGUUUAAACUUUUCAACUCCACUUUUGAUGAAUUGGUUUUGGAAUUAUUUAAUGAAGUGAUAUCAAAAUUUAUCUAUGUAUCUGCUUCACAUUUUCGAAAAGAUUUCUUAAGAAGCCAAACAAUCGAAAAAUCAAAAGCCCACCGGAAAAAGUAA